Molecule: messenger RNA, 1731 nt
Organism: Zasmidium cellare ATCC 36951
Lineage: Eukaryota; Fungi; Ascomycota; Dothideomycetes; Mycosphaerellales; Mycosphaerellaceae
Exons: 2
Coding region: 1-1731 (576 amino acids)
Source: RefSeq, a predicted model, not a curated record
AUGAGGGUCGUAUCCAGCGGAGACCGCCAAAGCGGCGUGAAGGCUGUUCUCGAACACAUCGCCAUGCCACUUCUCUGCCUAACGGCGACAGCACUGUUCACGGGAUUGUUUUUCACAGCAUAUACCGGACCUUCGAGGUAUUAUGAUUACAGUACAACUUCCGGCUACCUUUCCACGACCGCAGGCAGCGGAACACCAGCGACCGGGCAGUUCUUCUGUGAUGCCGGCGGCGAUGUUAUAUAUCCGUGGGAGAGUUCUCGCAAUCAAUACUGGAAUCCAGAUCUCUGGCUCACCAUCACGCUCGCGAGCGGCGAACUGACUUUCACGCAAGCCAAGGCUAUCGAUAUCAUCUGGGAUCUCGUGGUCGGACGCGGUGGCCAGAUGUUGUUAUGUGUCCUUGCAUACCCUCCUAUGCGGAAGUCUCUUCUUACAGCACUGGAGAGACACUCGAUGCAUAUGCCAGUUGUGGCGAGCCUUGCAUUUGAACACUUUUCCGUCGUCUCGUGGUGGGCAACUACACGAGAGCUUUUCAGAGGCUGGAGCUGGAGGCUGUUUGGCUAUCUAUGGAUGAUCAUCUAUCUCUUGAUCUUCGGAACUAUCGUCUCCGCCAUGACUGGUUAUCAGGCGAACAUGCGGCCGUACUACAGCGAGCAGAACUCCGGAAACCUGAUGGCUUACUCAAAUGUCCAAGGGAUGCAAGGUGUCAAGGUCAAGGAUGGUCAGAGGGUUGGACUGCAACCAGACGUGCUGGCUCUUAGUAUAGAGUCAGAUCCAACCUGGCCGUUGUAUCAAUAUUACCUUGUAGCAUCCCGCUAUUGCAUUGACUAUGGCAGCGGAUCUGUUAUACGAUCCAACAAGACUAGCGGAGUCCUCACUGCUGCAAACACCACCUACUCGAGCGUUCGAUAUAACAGCGACGGCUCUCCUAUUGAUAGGCCUCAAGACAAGUCUUCGUUUUCCAUUGAUUGGACGAAGAACAAAAAUGCAUCCAACCAGUACGCGAGCUCGUACUCGAGCCAGUACGUCGGUUACGCCGGGUCCUCCUCGUCUUCAGACUACUACAGUCUGCCUGCCAUUGUCAUCAACUGCACUUCGAGCAACAUCACCCUUUCGAAUCACACCUAUGAGCUCAAGGAGCCCGUGCUGAGUUUCGAAAGUAGCUCCUUGCAGGCUUACUAUCGAGAUGACGGCGGCAAGCUCCUGAACAGGACCUGGCUGGAGCAGAACAGUCAAUGCCAGGUUCUGCAGACCUAUCAAUGGGGCUUCUCGUCACUGCUGCUCUUCACUUUCUGCAUCUUGACGAUGCUCUUCUUCAUCGCGCUCCUGGCACUGCAAAUCGACGUCUGGCGAAACAGCCAGACGAACCGCAUGAAGCAGAAGUUCUCGCUCUAUCGAGAUAUCCUGGACUUCGCCCACCAGCUAAGAACCGAGAUUGGCUCGAAAGUGGAAGAUAUGCCGCCGAAAGACCUCGACCAAAGCGUUUCCGCUCAGGCUGAUUUCGUCUCUGUCGCGGCUUACGAGUAUCCGCAAUCGAGAGCUCAGGAAAGACGCAGUCGAAAGAAACCGAAGCAGCCUUUCAACUUUCGGACCGACAGUAUGCCACGGCUACGGAAGAUGGGGUCGGAGCUGAAGGCUGGGCACACUUAUAGUAUGGGCGAGAUGAAGCGGUCGUUGGGGAUGACUUAUGGACCUGUGCGAAAGCAGACCGCGGACUCCUUGGACUUUGUGUGA